CGGAUAGGGGCAGAUGGGCAGACGGACAUCCCAUCGAGCGUGCGUCAUGGGCGAUACGCGGAGCGGGCACGACCGGAUCCAUCGCGAGUUGCGCUGGCGAGCCAGUCAGCUCGGGCGGCGGUACAAAUGCCCCAUCGCCCGCUCUUCUCGUCGCUGCGGCCUUCAGUCUCUGCUCUCUCUCGUUGGUCGUCUUGCCUCCCUGCGACUCUCGAGGCUCAUCCUAUCAAGCAUCUUCGCACCUGUUCACCGUCAACCCAAUCAUCGCGUUGGAUUGAUCCUAUCCUAUCCUAUCCUUCAAUCAUCAAUCGCAUACUCUGUUGGUUUGCUCACCGUCGCAGCAAAUCAUCGACCUACUCGACCAGGCCCUGCACAGCUGAGAGAAGGACAGAAAAAAAGAGGGAAAGAAGCACAGUCAAUCGUACGCGCGCAACCUGGUUGUUGAACGAUCGCCAAAAAGAAAAGAAGAAAAGAAUCCGUUGUCAGCCCAGAUCAUCACUGGUGCGCCGUCGCGCGUUCCCUUCGACUCAAUCGCAUCUCUGUCGCCGCCGCGUGAGACGGCGUCAUCGUACACUUCGUUGCGAAGCUCCCUUCUGCAGUGCGUUGUCGCUGCCUAUCAGCUGGCCCCGAUCCCGCUGCCCCUCGCGAAGAGGCACGAACGGUCGCACAGGAAAAAAGAAAGGAACCUUGCGCGCGCGUCUGUGGUAUAAGAAUUGGACGUUUUGGUAGGGUACGCUGGAUGCGCGAAGCUGAUCGACAAGAACUGCCGUCGCAAG
This is a messenger RNA of Paecilomyces variotii, 773 nucleotides long. RefSeq lists its product as hypothetical. NCBI's taxonomy places the organism in Eukaryota, Fungi, Ascomycota, Eurotiomycetes, Eurotiales, Thermoascaceae. The transcript has 3 exons. The record is from RefSeq and is a predicted model, not a curated record. Bases 127 to 726 code for a protein of 199 amino acids.